This is a messenger RNA of Anopheles coustani, 1497 nucleotides long. RefSeq lists its product as uncharacterized. Bases 291 to 1031 code for a protein of 246 amino acids. Gene Ontology annotation, cellular component: septate junction; membrane. NCBI's taxonomy places the organism in Eukaryota, Metazoa, Arthropoda, Insecta, Diptera, Culicidae. The transcript is spliced from 4 exons. Gene Ontology annotation, biological process: septate junction assembly; regulation of tube size, open tracheal system. The record is from RefSeq and is a predicted model, not a curated record.
GCGACGGCGAAUACAAAAAUAAAAACCGUACAUUCAACGCUAUAGUGCAUACUCCACGCCCUAAGAGCUUUCCGCUUCCCCCACCCGCUGCAUUUAGCUUCUUUGCCUCCCCCCACCCCCACUCUGUAGUGCUUCUUCAGCCUCCAACGAACAGCCUUUCCCGUCGUCAGAGACUGGUUUCAUUCAUUGGCGGCUACACUAAUAUUCACACACGCACACAGCGCGGGGUGACCGCGUUCACCGCAUUCGACGGCAUAACUUCUCACUCGUACGCGUGCAGUGGCAAAGUAAUGCAACAAAAUUCGGAGCUCCUAUCUGGGCGUGCCAAGAAGACCACAAUAACAACAGCUGACCUCGCCAACAUGAAACGACGAUCACUGUCGGGCAACUGCGGCGUCGGAGUGUUCGUGAUUGCGCUGGUGACAGUGCUGGUGGCGUUUGCGACGCCGAGCUGGCUGGUCAGCGACUACCGGAUCACCGGCGCUAAGCUAGAUCGGCUCGGCCUGUGGACGCACUGCUUCCGCUCACUGCCGGACGUGAACGAUGACUACCAGCGGCGGUUCUUUGUCGGUUGCCGCUGGGUGUACGAUCCGUUCACCACCGGAUAUGACGAGAUCCGCGGCUUCCUUAUACCACCUUUCAUGGUUGCAACGCAAUUCUUCUACACCCUCUGUGCCAUAGGCGUAAUCAUAGGCAUGGUUUUGGUACUACUGUACUUCCUAUGCGCCGGACCGGACCAGAAGUUCUUCGUCAAGCUCAUCAAGGCAAUCAGUUUCAUCACGCUGGCCGCCGCCGUCUGCGGUAGUAUCGGCGUGAUCGUGUUCGCCUGCUUCGGCAACAAGGACAAGUGGAUGCCGGAGCACGCCAACAACUGGUUCGGCUGGUCGUUCAUAUUGGCCUGCAUCGGCGUAGUGGCAUGCGGCGUAUCGUCUUCCCUGUUCUUCACCGAGGCACACGUGCAGGCCCGAAAACGGAGGCAGCUGAAGGAAUCGCAAACCCAAUUCCAGAUGGAUAGCGAAUCGAAAGCAUGAGGAGGCACAAAUGGCGGACACUUAAUGCUAUGGUAUGCUGCAUUUUUUCCGCUGAAAAAUUCACCCAGCCAAACGUACUAUUAUCAUUCAUCACGCACAAUGCCGGCUGGAAGGGCGUCUAGUGGCGAAGUAAUCGAAACGAAAUCAAAUCGUCCAAAACCCAUCCUUCGCUGCGGCAACCCAUAUCCCAGAAUAUCCCAUCGACCGAUCGAGCGUGGUGUGCAUCGAGGACAAAGUACAACAGUUAACAGUUGGUGAAGCGAUGGGACAAAAAUGCGUCAAAAAACGUACUACUUGUAGCAGAUAAGUUUCUUUUCUUGAGAGCAAUCUCAACUGGCAAACAUUCCGUCCGUUUGUUUUAGUUUAAGAGCUGUAUAUUUGCUGGGCAGUAUUUUAACAGUCUACAAAUCAUGGCAAAUAAUCUUUCCGUCCGAUUGUUUUUUUUAGGAAUUAGAUGUGCUAUCUU